Messenger RNA from Peromyscus maniculatus bairdii (prairie deer mouse), 3191 nucleotides. It is a transcript of the gene Mylk3, whose product is annotated as myosin light chain kinase 3. Gene Ontology annotation, molecular function: ATP binding; protein serine/threonine kinase activity. Gene Ontology annotation, biological process: positive regulation of apoptotic process; protein phosphorylation; intracellular signal transduction. The record is from RefSeq and is a predicted model, not a curated record. Lineage: Eukaryota; Metazoa; Chordata; Mammalia; Rodentia; Cricetidae. Gene Ontology annotation, cellular component: nucleus.
UCUCUGGCAGUGGCUGAGUGAGAGAUAGAUAGAGCAGACACACAGAAAACCUGGUCCUCUCAGCUGCCCAAACAGCCCAGGCAGCAGGGCAGGCGGGUACUGUGCAGCAAGGCUCUUCUUACCAGGACGAUGGUCUUCCAGACGUUACCACCUAAGUGAGAAGCAGGCCUGGGGUGCUGGUUUCCUUGCCUCUGCCCUUACCAAGCCGGAAUUGGGAUGUCAGGAGUUUUGGAGGAGGAUCCCGAGGGUCUGGGCCCUCUGGGUCUGCCAGCGUUGAGCAGAGCUUGCUUAACCACCGUGGACAAGAAACUUAACGCGCUGAGUGAGAAGGUUGACAGACUCUUGCAUUUCCAAGAAGAUGUCACAGAGAAGCUGCAGUGUGUGUGCCAAGGCAUGGACCACCUGGAACAAGGUCUUCAUCGGCUGGAGGCCUCCCGGGAGUUUGGUCUGGCAGGGCCUGACAGUCCUCCUCAGGCCACUGCUCAGGCUGCAUGGCCUGAAGUCCUGGAGCUGGUGAGGGCCGUGCGGCAGGAGGGUGCUCAGCACGGUGCCAGGCUCGAAGCCCUCUUCAAGAUGGUGGUGGCUGUGGACAGGGCUAUUGCUUUGGUAGGGACCGCUUUCCAGCACUCAAAGGUGGGUGAUGCCGUCACCCAAGGGAACGUGCCCUGGAGGAAAGGCAGCCUAGCUGACCGCUCUGAGGAGAACAAGGAACAAGCAGAAGUUACGGGAGUAAAGUCGAAGCAUGUGCUGAGUCCCCGAGGUGAGCAAGCUGAUCCCCCCAGGAAACUGUGGGAAGAGAGCCAGGAGGACGCGCCAGUGGGUAGAGUGGAGAGGCUGCCUCUCAUCAUCAACACUUCACUGAAAGGAGCUGACUGCACCCCGGCAGGAGCCUCACUGAGGCAGGGAGUUGAAGUUCUUGGCCCCAGCCAAGCAGCCCCACCCACAGAAGCAGAAUCCAGGCUUCCCGAAACAUCCAGUGAGAAUACUGGGACUACCCUGGAAUUGUCUGUAGCACUGGACAGAAUCAGCGAGGUCCUCACCAGCCUCAAGAUGUCACAAAGUGAGGGACAAGGAACCUCAUCCAGCAAGUCUGACUCUUGGCUCUCAGAAGAGGGCAUGAGACUGAGUUCAGGGCCUAGCUCUCAGCCCUUGGGGCCACUGACUCCAGCCAGUGAAGUUCACGGUGGUGAAGCACUCCCCAGGAUCUCUAGUCAUGUGCAAGAGAUGGAUACUGCUGGGGAGCUGCUUGAGACACAAAGGGGCAUUCCCAUGGCCUCUGCAGAAGCACCAGCAGUUACCCAGCCUGAUGAGCAGGACCCACAUCCCAAAGGCCCUGGAACUGAGCUGGAAGAGCAGAUCCCUAAGGGAGCCAGACCAUCUCUACCCCUGCCAGAGAGGGGUAUCGACAAUGGAGGAGUGAGCACAGAGGAGGAGGCAGGGCCUGGGGCUGAGCCUCUCACAGGACCAAGCUUGGCCACAAGGGACUGUGGAGAUGAGGCUGUUGGGACCACAGACCUGCAGCAAGACACAGACCCAGGAGCAGGGAAGCCUGAGCCUGGGAAGGACCCUGCAGCCAGGGGCUCAGGGGGAACAGAAGCUGGAAGGAGGAUGCCUGCUCCUGCAGAGGCUGCCAUCAUGGUUCUUGAUGACAGUGCGGCACCCCCAGCCCCUUUUGAACAUCGGGUAGUGAGUGUCAAGGACACCUCGAUCUCAGCAGGCUACACAGUGUCCCAACACGAAGUCUUGGGAGGGGGCCGGUUUGGCCAAGUGCACAGAUGUACAGAGAGGUCCACAGGCCUUGCACUGGCAGCCAAGAUCAUCAAAGUGAAGAACAUCAAAGACCGGGAGGACGUGAAGAAUGAGAUCAACAUCAUGAACCAGCUCAGUCAUGUGAACUUGAUCCAACUUUACGAUGCUUUUGAGAGCAAGAACAGCUUCACCCUGAUCAUGGAGUAUGUGGAUGGAGGGGAACUCUUUGACCGCAUCACGGAUGAGAAGUACCACCUGACGGAACUGGAUGUAGUCCUGUUCACGAAGCAGAUCUGUGAGGGUGUGCAUUACCUGCACCAGCACUACAUCCUGCACCUGGACCUCAAGCCAGAAAACAUACUGUGUGUCAACCAGACGGGACAUCAAAUUAAGAUCAUUGACUUUGGGCUGGCAAGAAGGUACAAGCCUCGGGAGAAGCUAAAGGUGAACUUUGGUACUCCGGAGUUCCUGGCCCCAGAAGUUGUUAACUAUGAGUUUGUCUCAUUCCCAACAGACAUGUGGAGUGUGGGAGUUAUCACCUACAUGCUACUCAGUGGUUUGUCCCCAUUUCUAGGGGAAACAGAUGCAGAGACCAUGAAUUUUAUUGUGAACUGUAGCUGGGAUUUCGAUGCUGAUACCUUCAAAGGACUAUCAGAGGAAGCCAAGGACUUUGUUUCUCGGUUGCUGGUCAAAGAGAAGAGCUGCAGGAUGAGCGCCACCCAGUGUCUGAAACACGAGUGGUUAAACCAUCUGCCCACCAAAGCCUCAGGAUCCAACGUUCGUCUCAGAUCCCAACUGUUGCUGCAGAAAUAUAUGGCCCAGAGUAAAUGGAAGAAACAUUUCCACGUGGUGACUGCAGUCAACAGGUUAAGGAAAUUUCCAACGUGUCCCUAAUCUUCAACUCUGCUGCUCCACUGGGCCCAGGAAGUUUUGAGGCAACAUGAGGUGGUAAUAUGAAGAGAUUAUUCAAGAUUUUAUGUAGUCUGGUCUUUUGCUAUUAUUGAUUCUUCUUGGUUUGCAAAGAAUGAUGGAAGAAAGAGAGAGAAAGAAAAGAAGAAAAAAGAAAAAGAAAAGGAAGAAAGCAAGGGAGGAAAAAAGAUUGCUGCUGCCUUCCUUGUGGAUGAAAAGUUUUUUUUUUUUUUUUUUUUUUUUUAAGCCUUAGGAACAUUUCUCUACCUUGUAAGAUCAACAGAUCCGAUAAGCUGCUACCUCCCCAGUACCCUUACUUUUAGUAAUAAGGGAAGGCAUGCUCAGGAUGGGCAAGGGAAGUCCUACUUGGCUUUUGUCAAAUUAGAAUUCUAAACUUGUCAUGAUUAAAGAACUCAGUAGGGAGGGAAGUAUGGAUCUGGAAAGUGUUAGGAGCAAGAGCGGGGAAUGAACAUGAUCAGAACAUAUUGUAUGAAAUUCUCAAAGAAUUAAUAAAAUAUAUUUUAAAAGGGGAA